UGACAAAGAAACAGUUCUGUACUCAGAUUUGAAACGUCAGAGACGAUAUUGUUUGACAAACAGUGAGAAAUGGGGAGAAAGAAGAUACAGAUUUCCCGGAUUGUUGACCAGCGGAAUCGACAGGUGACCUUCACUAAGAGGAAGUUUGGCCUGAUGAAGAAAGCGUAUGAACUGAGCGUACUGUGUGACUGUGAGAUUGCGCUCAUUAUCUUCAACAGCACCAACCGGCUGUUCCAGUAUGCCAGCACUGACAUGGACCGCGUGCUACUCAAGUACACGGAGUACAGUGAGCCACAUGAAAGCCGCACCAACUCUGACAUCCUUGAGGUAGGGAAAGGGUCAUCCAUUCACCGCGAGUGGUCUCCAUUGGGAUCUUCUUCCAACUAGCCUUCACUGUUGGCCACAACAAUUGAUUGAGUACUGGGGGACUGAUGUUAAGGUCUAAGUUGGAAAAGAUCGACAGUCUUUCAUUGCCACCUCCCAGGACAAACCUGAGAGUUAUCCAUCUUCUAACCCAACUACUCAACCCCUUGUCUCCAUUUUAGUAUUGACUUU
Rhincodon typus (whale shark) is the source of this 555-nucleotide messenger RNA. RefSeq names its product myocyte enhancer factor 2b (gene mef2b). Lineage: Eukaryota; Metazoa; Chordata; Chondrichthyes; Orectolobiformes; Rhincodontidae. Gene Ontology annotation, biological process: positive regulation of transcription by RNA polymerase II. The record is from RefSeq and is a predicted model, not a curated record. Bases 70 to 387 code for a protein of 105 amino acids. The transcript has 2 exons. Gene Ontology annotation, molecular function: DNA-binding transcription factor activity, RNA polymerase II-specific; protein dimerization activity; RNA polymerase II cis-regulatory region sequence-specific DNA binding.